This is a messenger RNA of Solanum tuberosum (potato), 1146 nucleotides long. RefSeq lists its product as uncharacterized. The transcript has 6 exons. The record is from RefSeq and is a predicted model, not a curated record. Gene Ontology annotation, biological process: protein targeting to chloroplast; protein insertion into mitochondrial inner membrane. Gene Ontology annotation, cellular component: TIM22 mitochondrial import inner membrane insertion complex; chloroplast inner membrane. Bases 124 to 906 code for a protein of 260 amino acids. Lineage: Eukaryota; Viridiplantae; Streptophyta; Magnoliopsida; Solanales; Solanaceae. Gene Ontology annotation, molecular function: protein binding; transmembrane protein transporter activity.
UUCACCUCGUUACGUUAUCCACCCAACUCCCCGAAAAACCCCCUUUCUCCAUUUGCAUACCAAACUUUCAUUUCAAACGGAGAGAAAAAGGGGCGGUGUGCGGCUGAAAUUUUCUCAAUUCCAAUGGGUGAAGGAAAGCAAGGAGCUAUGGUGGUUGAAAUGCCGAAUAGCAGCAAUCAGAAUCCAAUAGCUCAGUUGCAGAACAAGUUUAAGGAAUUGGAAAUCGGCUUCAAAGGGUGGUUAUCGAAGCAGUCAAUUCCAGUUGAAGCUGCUGUCGUCACAGCAACUAGUGGACUACAGGGUGCUGCUAUUGGUGGAUUUAUGGGAACACUUACACAGGAUGUGUCUUCCUCUAUGCCUACUCCUCCUGCUGGUGCUAAUCUCAAUCCCCAAGCCAUGGCCUCUUUUCAACAAGCUCAGGCUCUUGCAGGAGGUCCGUUGGUUCAGGCUCGGAAUUUUGCUGUUAUGACUGGUGUUAAUGCUGGCAUAUCUUGUGUCUUGAAAAGAAUUAGAGGCAAGGAAGAUGUGCAGUCCAGUAUGGCAGCUGCCUUUGGUUCUGGAGCAUUGUUUUCACUAGUUAGCGGCAUGGGUGGCCCAAAUCCAGUACCCAAUGCUUUGACAUCUGGGAUUUUCUUUGCCCUUGUUCAAGGGGGACUGUUUGAGCUUGGGCGGAAGUUUUCGCAACCACCUGCUGAAGAUACGCAUUAUGUCAGAACGAGAUCACUAUUGUCAAGCCUUGGCCUGCAAAAUUAUGAAAAGAAUUUCAAGAAAGGGUUGUUGACAGACACCACUUUGCCUUUACUCACCGAUAGUGCUCUUAGAGAUGUGAGGAUCCCUCCUGGGCCAAGGCUUCUUAUUCUUGAUCAUAUACAAAGGGAUCCGGAACUCAGAAAGAAGCGAGGAUGAACUCACUACAAAAGAUGAAGUUUUCCUUUGUGGGAAAGACCUGUUCUGUAAUUUGAGAAGUAGUGACAGUUUCAUGUUAUGUUUUUAUAAUGUUCCGAUGAACUAGGCUAUUAUGGAACUUCUUUUGAGUGUAAGUUCUUGCCAUCAGUUAAGAAGGCAGACAUGCUAUUUAUCGAGUUUUUGAUCUAGAAACAUCAGAUUUGUCCACUAUUUUAAAGAAAAAGAAAAAUUAGAGUGUCA